CGAUAACCAUAUAAAGCUGGGAAAAUGAUCUUUGGAAUUUUCCUACAACGUAAUGUUCGCUUAACCAAAGUUCAUUGAAGCGAUUGAUGAAUUUCGCCAUAAAUUUGUGUAAUUUUACUGAAUCGUUAUUAAUACUGAACAUUCGAAUAAUUCCAUUUGAGUUUAGAAUUAGCGGUUGAGGAAGGUGAAUUGUUGACAAAUCUCCAUUACAGAUAGUAAAACGAUGAUGAAAUUGACAUUGGAUAGUGUUUCAGAGAUAAAUUGUCAGAAUAAUUCUAAUUGCACCUUUGAUCAUUAUACAGAACUACUUGUUCUCAGUGGUGUCAUAUUAACAUUUAUAGGUUUAUUUAUUGGAUUAGCAAUCAUAUUGAUUAAGAAACUACAUUCCACAUCCAUAAUGAACACUGUCUUCAUGGUUAUAACGUAUAUUGUACUAGGUGUAUCCUGGAUUUGUUGGUGCUGUGCAAUGUUGAUUGUGAUUGUAGACGCAGCAUAUUAUUUGGAUAGAUCCAGUGAAGAAGAACGGUCGCAUGUUAUGUACAUUCUUUUCUUAUGGUCUUAUGAAUACAUCGCCCUAAUUGUCGUUUCACAGUUUUGUUUAAAUUCAUUCAUCGAUUGUCAUCCGUGCAAUAAGACAAUGAAUAACACAAUGAUUGGACAUUAUGAAUAGAUGCUAUUCCAUUGAAUGUUGUUAUAUGUUUGAAGAUUAUUGUAAAUGGCUUUGUUAUUUAUAAUAGAUGUUCUGUUAAAUAGA
Schistosoma guineensis is the source of this 754-nucleotide messenger RNA. Lineage: Eukaryota; Metazoa; Platyhelminthes; Trematoda; Strigeidida; Schistosomatidae. The record is from the annotation of a GenBank genome assembly.